Chelmon rostratus (copperband butterflyfish) is the source of this 1065-nucleotide messenger RNA. RefSeq names its product ring finger protein 32 (gene rnf32). The record is from RefSeq and is a predicted model, not a curated record. The transcript is spliced from 7 exons. Lineage: Eukaryota; Metazoa; Chordata; Actinopteri; Chaetodontiformes; Chaetodontidae. Gene Ontology annotation, molecular function: protein binding. Bases 1 to 1065 code for a protein of 354 amino acids.
AUGGCAAUGCGGAAGGGCCUGACAGCUGAAGCUCGCAACAAGUUGGUGAUCACCUCAGUUGCCUUUCAAGACCACAUCACACGCACCCUGCUGCAUCCAGAUUUCUCACUUUCUGACCCUUUGCUGAGAUGCAAAAGAGGAGCACCCAGAAAUCCUCAAGCAAGAGGAAGAACGGAAGAAAGGGGUCUGCAGAGACAAGAUCAGCAAGAGGAGAGAGAAUAUGUGCUUGAUUCUGCUCCACGUCCUUUAACUUUAGCUCAGAAGUUAGGUUUGGUGAACUCCCCUGCAGGAAGACUGACAGAAGACGAAUGGACACAUGUCAAGGCGAGGUCUGUUCAGCAAGGGGAAUCAGCUCUGCCCUGUGCAAUAUGCAGGGAGGAGUUUCUCCUUCAGCCUCAGGUGCUGCUGUCUUGUUCUCAUGUUUUCCAUAGAGCAUGUUUGCAGGCCUUUGAGAGGUUUUCUGGGAGGAAAUGCUGCCCAAUGUGCAGAAAGGAGCAGUAUGAGACACGGGUGAUCCACGAUGCAGCUCACCUCUUCAGACACCAGUGUGCCACCAGAAUUCAAGCAUGCUGGCGAGGCUAUGCUGCUCGAAAAAAGUACAGAAAACUGAGAAAAUCCAACUGCCCAAAAGACAAACGGCUACGACGCAAAUUCUUUGAAGCAAAGUUGCAGGAGUUGAAUGACAGCUUUGUCCGAUACUGUCACACCGACACGGAGGCUUUUCUGAGUGAUAUCAACCGCUCGCUGUCAUCAAGCAGACGAGUGUUCCAGCAGCUGGAGAGAAAGCACGUCUCCGAACCUCGGGAGAACGACUGGGACCGAAUACAGAGGCAGGUUAUCCAGAGAGGUGCCUGGGACUGCCCCAUCUGCCUGACUGCACUGUGCAGCCCAAGUCCUCCGACAGUUGCAGAUACCCCCAGCCAUGGACAACACAGACGCACUGUUCUUCUGUCCUGUUCCCACCUCUUCCACCAGCUCUGCCUGGAGGCCUUCGAGGCCUUUACAGUAGAGAGCAGACCAUCCUGUCCUCUCUGCAGAUCUGCCUACCACAAAAAACUCAUCUAA